This is a messenger RNA of Piliocolobus tephrosceles (Ugandan red Colobus), 1539 nucleotides long. RefSeq names its product beta-defensin 107A. Gene Ontology annotation, cellular component: extracellular region. The record is from RefSeq and is a predicted model, not a curated record. Gene Ontology annotation, biological process: innate immune response. Lineage: Eukaryota; Metazoa; Chordata; Mammalia; Primates; Cercopithecidae. The transcript has 2 exons. The coding region runs from base 79 to 342 and encodes 87 amino acids.
UCCCAACGAACAUUACAAACCGAAGUUGACUUCCAGCCCCUUCAGGGCAGUAGAACAUAUUUUGAUCAAUGCCCCUUGAUGAAAGAGCUUGAUUCCAGCUAUUGCACUUCCUUCAUCAGCUCUCCCCUGAUGCCUGGAGCCAUGAAAAUAUUUUUCUUUAUUUUUGCUGCUUUCAUUCUUCUUGCUCAAAUUUUCCAAGCCAGGACAGCAAUUCAUAGAGCACUAAUUUGUAAGAGAAUGGAAGGUCACUGUGAAGCUGAAUGUCUUACCUUUGAAGUAAAGAUUGGGGGCUGUAGAGCUGAAUUAACACCAUAUUGCUGCAAAACCAGAAAGAAACAUUAAAAACUAAGCACCAGCUGCAAGAAUGAAAGAGGUGAAGAUUCUCUGGCUGCGAUAUCAGCGGGACAAAUCUCUCUGCACCGUCUCUCUUCGAUCUGCGAAGUCUGGAUUAUCUGAAACCAUGUCAGUCCAGCUUCCAGUGCUACAGGGAGAUACCCUUCCUAGGCUGUGCACUUCUUCCAGGCAGACACUAUAUCUUGUUGACCUCUGCACUGUCAGUGCCUGACACAGGGCCUAUUAAUGAUUUUUUUCACUUUAUAAAAAAGUGAGCCAUUGAAUAAAUAGAUAAAACAGAUGGAAUGGAAUGGUUGGACCGGCACUCAGGUGAAUUGAGUUCUAAAGUUAUAGCUCUGGCUUUAAACAGUUGUAGGACGCUGGGCCCUCUGUGCCAAGAUUCUGAUAUCUAUAAUGUGAGCUGAUUGAACCUCUCAGUAAAGGGAAUACCUGCCAGAUGCUAAUUGUGGCUGCUUCAGCAGUAUCACUGUCAUGUACUCCUUUCUCUCUUUUAUAGGUAGGAAUUGUUUAGAGUCUUGUUCAUUUACCUGUUAGAUCUAAAACAUCAAGUUUUAGAAUGAAAUGCACCCAUAUCAAAAUUCAAGUUGACUGUAGAUGGAGCGAUAUCUUCAUUCUGGCCAUUUGCAGUGAGAAUUGAUCAAAUCAUGGGUUUCUGAAGCAGUAAGUUCCCCAAAGGUCAUCAAAUUCAAUGCCCUUAUUACACAUGAGGAGAGUGAGACUCAAGAAGAUUAUACAGUUACUGACUUAGUCACAUUUGUAUUCCAACUUUGGGCUUCCUGGACUUGUCUGCUUAGCAUGUCCACAAAAUAGCAUGCUGGAGGAUAACGGAACAACCAAAGGCAAUCCUAAAGAUGGAACGUUUCUCAGCGUGUUCAGGUGAACAGUUAAAUGGACGAAGAAAUGGAAACAAACUGAAAAAAAAACAUAGAAAAAAAAGACACUUUCUAAAAUCUCUGUUGUGAUCCUGCGAUCCCUGCCCUUUCGGAUGAUAAUAAUGAUAACAACGGCAAACCGAGGCUUGCCUUUUCCCUAAUUUGCCAAAAUUUGGAGUCCCGGCUUUCUAGCAGAGGAAAGCAUGUAUCACAGACUAUUUCAUCAUAGAAGACUUACAGCACACCCUCCCAGAACAGAAGAAGCAAAAUCCCUCUGCGCUGCUCCAGAAAAUUUUCUUCUCUAUUCAAUUAA